Molecule: messenger RNA, 1086 nt
Organism: Phyllostomus hastatus (greater spear-nosed bat)
Lineage: Eukaryota; Metazoa; Chordata; Mammalia; Chiroptera; Phyllostomidae
Gene: CABP5
Product: calcium binding protein 5
Exons: 6
Coding region: 199-720 (173 amino acids)
Molecular function (GO): calcium ion binding
Source: RefSeq, a predicted model, not a curated record
ACUCUGAUCCCUCUCCGUCCAGAGUAGAGAUUUCCCAUCCAGCUGCCAUAGCGCUGCAACACAGGGACCGAGGGAGAAGCCAGGAGAGGCAGGAAGAAUUGGCAGAGAAGCAAUAGAGAAGAUAAGGAGGCUGAGCCACCGAGGGGGCCGGGAAGGAGGGAACCGUCCUGAGAUCCGUGCGCGCUGCCCCGCCCCUCCAUGCAGUUCCCCAUGGGCCCCGCGUGCAUCUUUCUGAGGAAGGGCAUCGCGGAGAAACAGCGGGAACGACCACUGGGGCCAGAUGAGAUCGAAGAGCUUCGGGAGGCAUUUCUUGAGUUCGACAAGGACCGAGAUGGGUUCAUCUCUUGUAAGGAUCUGGGGAAUCUCAUGAGGACAAUGGGGUACAUGCCCACGGAGAUGGAACUGACUGAAUUGGGCCAGCAAAUCUGCAUGAACUUGGGGGGCCGUGUGGACUUCGACGACUUUGUGGAGCUGAUGACCCCCAAACUGCUGGCAGAAACGGCUGGGAUGAUCGGCGUCCGGGAGAUGCGAGACGCCUUUAAGGAAUUUGACACCAACGGCGAUGGGGAGAUCACCCUGCGGGAGCUGCAGCAGGCCAUGCAGAGGCUGCUGGGGGAGCAGCUCACGCCCCGGGAGAUCUCCGAGGUUGUCCGGGAGGCCGAUGUGAAUGGAGACGGCACUGUCAACUUUGAAGAGUUUGUGAAGAUGAUGUCUCGCUGAGGAGGUUCGGAACCCCAGUCUCUCCCCACCUGGUGGAUCAAGCGAUUGCGGAGGACUGAACCCCUUACAGGGGGGAGGGGUGUGGGGACUGGAGUGAGGUGAGGCUGACAGAGAGAGCUUUGCUGGGGGCGGGGGGCAUGACAUCUCUAGAAAGAGAUUAAGGAGGAAGAAUCUACAUAUGGAAAUGUGAAUGGGACUGGGGUCCACUUGCUGCUCCAAAAAUUCACAGCAUCUUUUGACUCCAAGUAAUCCUAAAUCCCUAUGACCUGUCCAUCUCUUCCCCAGCUUCCUCUUGUGUUAAAAUAGUCUACUCUAUUAGAUUCAAAAGUUCAUCAGCCCUGGCUGGUGUGGAUCAGUGGAUUGAGU